UUUUCUUUCUCAUAUUAAUUUUCAGUUUUAUAAAGUGUGGUUAUAAGUAGUACGGUUUUCUUUUAUUUAUAUUUUUCCAUAAUGGAUAUUAAAUGGCGAAUUUGUUCAAAUGUCAAAUUACGACUUGAAAAGAGAAACGCAGCAAAAAAAUAAGAAAAUGUAAUGAGUAAUUGCUUAAUUUUCCAAGUAUAUGGAAAUUUAUAUAAAAUAAAAAAUUCAAAAAUUUAUUAUUGAUAAAUAAUAAAAUAAAGUCGAAAUAGUGAAUAGAUAUGUAGGUACAGUGGAGAGGCAUUGCCUUGAUUAGGCGAAUGUAGAAUAUAAUCACUUUUCAGCACACCACUUUGAGAUACAUCAUAAAUUUAUUUGGAGUCCACGACAGAGUCUCGGAUCACCCAGAUUGACAUUCAGAUUUGCCCUAGAUAUCCAAUGAUCAACAAGCUUUGUCAAAUAAAACUACCUUUUUUUUUGCUUUCUCAACUUAGUGAAUUCUUUAUUAUUUGAAUAACAUCAUAUACUAUUGAAAGCGAUGAGGAGUGGAGAUCAAUUAAGUCAAAUUAGUGACGAGGACUAUUAUGCAAGUGGCAUUUGUCCCUCCUGUAGAUUGGAUAUCAACAAGGACACGGGCAGAUUGAAGUGGUGUGUAGGAAGGAAUAAAUUUUGGCGUGCUUGGAUAAGAUGUAUGCUUCUCAUACCAGCAGUAAUUUUACCAAUAGUUAUCAUUUUUAUUGCUCUUUCUCGAUCGACAGUGGUUGGUACCCUUUCAAUUCAUCAACCAACUGACAAAACAAAAUUAACAAGCCAGCAUUUAGAGCACUUGUCAAUAGAAGAGGAUCGAGUUUCUUUCGCCUCAACAAAUUCAUUAAAGACUAAAUACAUGCAACGAAAUAAAAGAGAAAUAAAUCAGAUGCACUGGCAAUUGUUGGAUUCAAUCAUCAGUGAUGAAAAGGAACGACUACAUAAACCAAUUGAGAUGAAAAGCGAAAAUAAUAAAAACGAUGAUUAUGAUGAUGACGACGAUGAUGAUAAUGAUGAUGAUUCUUGGGCGCACAGAUUGAAGGACAAAACAGUGACAUUUUGGAAUAGUAAAGAAACAUCUGAUGAUAGGAUUCGAAAAACGCAAGCUAAGAUAAUGAUGACAUACAUGGACAAAACUGCAAAUCCUUGCGACGAUUUCUAUCAAUAUGCCUGUGGUAAUUGGUCAAAACACAAUCCAAUUCCAAAAGAUAAAGCUGGAUAUGAUACUUUUGAAAUAUUACGAGAAUCCUUGGAUGUAGUCUUGAAAAACUUAUUGGAAGAGCCGGAAAAUUCUGAAAAUUCUGAAAAUUCCGAAAAUUCUGACGAUGCCGUCGUUAAAGCUAAAAAUCUUUUUCAAAGUUGCAUGAAUAACGAAAUUUUAGAGAAGAGACUGGAGAAACCAUUACUUGAAAUUUUAGACGAGUUGGGUGGUUGGCCAAUGUUGAGUCCCAAUUGGAAUGCCAAAGACUUUGACUGGCUCCUCUUAACAGCACAAUUACGCUUGUACAAUAACGAUAUUCUCAUUUCAUAUUGGGUGGGGCCUGACAUAAAAGAUAGCGAUCAAUACAUUAUACAAUUUGAUCAAACAUCUUUGGGUUUGCCGACAAGAGAUUACUUUUUGCAACCUUCAAAUGCAAUAUAUCUAAAUGCAUAUAAAACGUACAUGGUUAAAAUUGCCACUUUAUUAGGAUCAUUAAACGAUACACAAAAUCAAGUGGAAGAAUUGAUUGAGUUUGAAAGAAAACUUGCAAAAAUCACUACUUCACCAGAUGAAAGAAAGGACGUUUCUGAUCUCUACAAAAAAAUGAGUAUUGGCGAACUGAAAAUAAUUAUUCCACAGAUAGACUGGCAUAAAUAUUUAUCCAUUGUUUUAACUCGCCCGGCACGAAUGUCCGAACCAGUCGUUAUAUUUGCUCUACAAUAUAUGCAGAAUUUAAUUCACCUUCUCUCGAAGACUACAUCAAGGACAAUUUCGAAUUAUCUUCUGUGGCGGUUCGUCAGACACAGAGUCAAUAAUCUAGAUGAUCGUUUUCAAGAAGCUAAACAAAGAUUUUAUAAAAUUCUCUUUGGACGAGAACAAUCUCCGCCCAGAUGGAAGAAUUGUGUAGCUCAAGUAAAUUCAAAUAUGGGAAUGGUUGUGGGCUCAAUGUUUGUAAAAAAUUACUUUAACGAGAACAGUAAAAAUGAUACUCUUUCGAUGACACGAGAAAUUCAAAACUCCUUCAAUGAAUUAUUAAACAAAACUAUUUGGAUAGACAGUCGUACAAAGGAAAUUGCAAGUAAAAAAGUUGAAGCAAUGCUCUUACGAAUCGGAUAUCCUGAUUUUAUUUUAGAACCAGAAUUAUUAAACGAACGUUAUAAGAAUGUCACAAUUGAACCAGAAAAAUAUUUUGAAAACGUACUCAAUAUUUUACGACAUUUGACAAAAAUUGAACAGAAUCGGCUUGGAAGUCAUGUUAAUAAAACCAUUUGGACUACUGCUCCAGCCAUAGUAAAUGCAUAUUACAGCAGAAAUAAAAAUCAAAUAAUAUUUCCUGCAGGAAUUCUACAACCACCAUUUUAUCACGCAUAUUUUCCCAGAAGUCUAAAUUAUGGAGGAAUCGGAGUUGUCAUUGGUCACGAAAUAACACACGGCUUUGAUGACAAAGGUCGGUUAUUUAAUAAAGAUGGAAAUUUGCAAAGAUGGUGGAAAGACAAAGCAAUUAGAGAAUUUCAUCGGAGAGCGCAAUGUCUGAUUGAUCAGUACAGUAAAUAUAAAGUAACAGAAGUUAAUAUGGAAAUUGAUGGAAUUAACACUCAAGGAGAAAACAUUGCCGACAAUGGUGGAAUUAAGCAAGCUUUCAGGGCUUAUGAAAAGUGGUUAAAAAUAAAUGGAGAUGAGAAAGAAAAUCUUCCAGGUAUCAAUGCAACAGGGAAACAAUUAUUUUUCUUAAAUUUUGCUCAAAUGUGGUGCGGUUCAAUGAGACCAGAAGCAACAAAAAAUAAAUUGAAAACCGCUGUACAUUCACCGGGUAAAUUUCGAGUAAUAGGCACACUGUCCAACACCAAAGAUUUUGCACAUGUUUUUAAUUGCCCUCUUGGAUCGCCAAUGAAUCCAAGAAAAAAGUGUUCAGUGUGGUAAAUUGAGCAAAUCA
Messenger RNA from Leptopilina heterotoma, 3149 nucleotides. Its product is annotated as neprilysin-4. Gene Ontology annotation, molecular function: metalloendopeptidase activity. Gene Ontology annotation, cellular component: plasma membrane. The coding region runs from base 527 to 3136 and encodes 869 amino acids. The record is from RefSeq and is a predicted model, not a curated record. Lineage: Eukaryota; Metazoa; Arthropoda; Insecta; Hymenoptera; Figitidae. Gene Ontology annotation, biological process: protein processing. The transcript is spliced from 15 exons.